Gambusia affinis (western mosquitofish) is the source of this 1656-nucleotide messenger RNA. Its product is annotated as transmembrane protein 164. The transcript is spliced from 6 exons. The record is from RefSeq and is a predicted model, not a curated record. The coding region runs from base 563 to 1504 and encodes 313 amino acids. Lineage: Eukaryota; Metazoa; Chordata; Actinopteri; Cyprinodontiformes; Poeciliidae.
GUAGUUUUGACGCAAUGGCAGUGGUUUACCUCGGCAAGUGUAAGCCUUAAGAUAUUCCCACAACUGUUAAAAAUGAAUCCGAAAAGACGUUUUUGUGAAUAAAAAUAGCAUAAUGGUGACUUUCAGUGACAAUUUAAUGCAGCCUGCGAAACUAAAAACGGGGUGAAGCAAUAACAAGCAGCACCUCUUCUGCAGCUCAGUGGGGCUCCGAAGCUAGGCUAACUACCUGUGUGGCGUGUCGGUGGUUUUACACAUGCUAACGCAGCGUCCGGUAACCUCCAAACAUGGCUCAUCUAUUAGUAGCUGGCGACCAGCAUAUUCACUGAUUUGAAAUGAGUCCGAGGAGUUAACCUGUUUGGAGUAACGCCAGAAACGAGUGAGGAACUUGCUCCACACUAAACACCAGCGACGGGUAGCCUUGACAACAGCUUCCUCCUGUCGCUAACCGAAGUUCCUCCUCCGCCUGCGGAUGAGGUAGUUUAGCGGGCUAGCUAUAUGAAACCCACCCAGGCGGUGAGUACAUGUCUACUACAGAGUGAAACACAAGGAAAUCCCGCUGUACAUGUUUCGCCAAGAAGUCAGUGUGACGUCUUUUAUCCCAUCUUGUUCGUAUCUAUUCCAAACCGAAAAUAGGAACAUGUCCCGGUACAACAUAUACAGCCUGCUGGACUGGAUUUACGGCGGGGUGGACCCGAAGUUUGAGGGCAACGGGGGGCCCGAGUGCGCAGCCUUCCUCCCGCUCCAGCAGCGCAUCGUGGAGAGCCUGGCCAUCUUCUUCAUCUCGCUGCUGGAGGUCGGUGUUGCACUGAAGAAUAUAAACUUUGCAAAGGAGUUCAGGGUUGUCGGCGGGGACUGCGUAAAGCCGAAGAAGGACAGUCUGGGCAAGAACCUGUUGCUGGUCUCUCUUUGCAUGACUUUUGGAAUCGAAGUCGGGUUCAAGUUUGCGACUAAGACUGUGAUAUAUCUUCUGAAUCCCUGCCAUAUAGUCACUAUGAUUCAGAUCUUCCUGCUGGCCUGCCCGCCAUGUAAAACAGCGAUGAUUGUAUUUAGACUGCAUAUUCACAUGCUGAAUGGAGCGUUGUUGGGUUUAGCGUUCCCUAUAGUCAACACCAGGCUGCUGCCGUUUGAGAUGGAGAUCUACUACAUCCAACAUUCCAUGAUGUACUGGGUGCCUGUUUACCUCAUGAGGAAAGGAGGUGUGUACCAGCCCGAGCCUCUGGGGAACAUGUGGUGGGCGCUGCUCUCCACUGGCAUCCUGUUUCUCUACCACAUCGUCUUCCUGCAGCCCCUUGGCCUGGCGACGGAGGUCAACCUGAACAACAUGCUGUGUCCGGCCGUGUCCGAUCCCUUCUACGGGCCGUGGUACCGGGUGUGGGCGAUGGGCCACCAGACUGCACUGACGCUGCUCCACGGGAAGCUCCUGACGUUCCUCUCUCAGCACAGCGGCUCCGCCUGCAGAUACCUGCUGGACACGAUUCCACUGCGCAGCAAAAAGGUCGACUAGACGUCCGCGCACACGCGGCCCCCCCAAGGCUUUGUUUUUUGUUGUUCUUUUUCUAACAUGUGCGUUUUCUGGAACCUUUUAGCCCUGUUGAGACGAGGGGAGCUGUUCAGGGGCCAAUAAACCCACACGUCAUUCUUGGUGGCUAAAAUACG